Molecule: messenger RNA, 1489 nt
Organism: [Torrubiella] hemipterigena
Lineage: Eukaryota; Fungi; Ascomycota; Sordariomycetes; Hypocreales; Clavicipitaceae
Source: the annotation of a GenBank genome assembly
UGUAAAUCUGUUUGAAUAGAAUAAACCCACCCACUUACAAAUAACUACCAUAGAAACGCUUUGAUAUUGAUUACACCAACGCCCGUCAUGGUCUUCAUAGCCUAUCGUCGCGUACGCGACAAGCUAUGGCCAGAAUCUCUGCCGCCUAGAGGCAUCUUCGACGGACAAUCUGUCCUGGUUACUGGUGCAACAGGAGGUCUGGGGCUUGCUGCCACGAAGCAUUUUGUAGCGUUGGGUGCAACCGUCAUCAUGACAUCCCGAACUCUCUCGCAAGGUCUAGCGGCAAGACAACAGAUUGAGGACGAUAUGGGCCAUGAAGCAAAAGGUAAAAUACGCGUCAUGGAAUUGGACAUGAGCUUGUAUGCGUCUUGCGUAUCCUUUGUAAAUGCGCUUCGCGAGAGUGACGUUGGUCGACGCGGCCUUGACUGCGCCGUGCUCAACGCUGGCGUUAUUAGCCCGGAUUUUAUCGAGAGUAAGCAAGGAUGGGAACAAACGAUUCAGGUCAACACAUUGAGCACCACGUUGCUGGGGUUGCUGCUGCUGGAUUGGAUGAAGAAGACACAUCAACCAAAUCGCCCAACACCGCAUAUUGUCUUUGUUGCUUCGCGCGAUCACUUAGAUCCAGACGUCAAAGAAUGGACCGAAUGGGGCAAAAAUGAGGGGAUUUUGCGACAUUUGAGCAACAAGGAAAACUGGCCAACAGGUCAGGUUGACCCAAACUAUGCAGCCAGCAAACUUAUGCUCAUGUAUGCAAUGGAGGUUUUGUGCCAGAAGGCUGUGAAUGAAGAAAAAGAGAUUCAGGUUAUUAUUAACACUGUUUGCCCCGGUCUGGUGUCUACUGAUAUAGCUCGCUCUAUCACGAAGAAGUCCACGCUCAUGAGACUAGUAGUCCCCGUUUAUCUUGGUGUUCUGGGAAAAUCAGCAAAUUACGGUGCAAGGUUUUACGUCAGCGCAGCUCUCGAGCCAAAGGCAAAUCAUGGAAAAAAUAUCCAGUCGCUUUUCUCCGAGGAAGAAUAUCAAAAACUGGCAUACGAUAACAUGAAGAGCGAGACGGCUCAGGAAGUCAAGGGGAUGGUUUUGAACGAAAUCUGGGACGAGUUGAAGAAGAACGUGCCUAACAUGCAUAGUUUACUAUCAAAGUGAAUUCGUCACUAUAUCAGUUGUGCAAUGUCUGGUUUUGGUUGUCUUGCAAAUAGUACAGGGAAGGAGAAUGAUAUCCCACAGAGAAGUCCAAAGUUUAUGUCCGAAAAGAUUUACGAAAGAGAGAACUGUCUCUAAUUUAGAUGUAAAGCGUGUUAUUAGAGUUAUACCAAGGGAAAGGGAAGGAUACGAGGUGGUUGUAUUAUGUGAUUAUGUAUAUGUUCCACGCCAUUCGCGAGUGGCGUACGCCAGUCACGAAUCGAACUUCUAAGAGUCUAUUUAGAAGGUUUAGAAAAACGAAACGUAGUAAUUUUAGUAAUAAGAAUAGUUAUAGCUAAUAUUAAAUAAA